Molecule: messenger RNA, 1755 nt
Organism: Girardinichthys multiradiatus
Lineage: Eukaryota; Metazoa; Chordata; Actinopteri; Cyprinodontiformes; Goodeidae
Product: tropomyosin alpha-1 chain-like
Exons: 10
Coding region: 135-980 (281 amino acids)
Biological process (GO): actin filament organization; muscle contraction
Cellular component (GO): actin filament
Molecular function (GO): actin filament binding
Source: RefSeq, a predicted model, not a curated record
CAGUAUCUGACAUAUUUGACUUUCUACAGGCUCCACAACCUCGUACUCCAGCUCGGCGUUCAGUGUGGUUCAGACGCUCCCAUCUUUUCUGUUCAGUUUCUCAGAUUUGCAGGUAGUGCGGCCACUAAGCAGCCAUGGAUGCCAUCAAGAAGAAGAUGCAGAUGCUGAAGCUCGACAAGGAGAAUGCCUUGGACAGAGCUGAGCAGGCCGAGUCAGACAAAAAAGCAUCUGAGGACAGAAGCAAACAGCUUGAGGAUGACCAGGUAGCACUGCAGAAGAAGCUAAAGGCAACUGAGGAUGAGUUGGACAAGUACUCUGAAGCCUUGAAGGAUGCCCAGGAGAAACUGGAGCUUGCUGAGAAGAAAGCCACAGAUGCUGAGGGAGACGUAGCUUCCCUGAACAGACGGAUCCAGCUGGUGGAGGAGGAGUUGGACCGCGCUCAGGAGCGUCUGGCCACGGCUCUGACCAAGCUGGAGGAGGCUGAGAAGGCUGCCGACGAGAGUGAGCGAGGCAUGAAAGUCAUUGAGAACAGGGCAAUGAAGGAUGAGGAGAAAAUGGAGCUCCAGGAGAUCCAGCUGAAAGAGGCCAAACACAUCGCAGAAGAGGCUGACCGCAAGUACGAGGAGGUGGCCCGGAAGCUAGUGAUCAUUGAAAGCGACCUGGAACGUACAGAGGAGCGUGCUGAGCUGUCUGAGAGUAAAUGCUCUGAGCUUGAGGAGGAGCUGAAGACCGUGCAGAACAACCUAAAGUCUCUGGAGGCCCAGGCAGAGAAGUACUCGCAGAAGGAGGACAAGUACGAGGAGGAGAUCAAGGUUCUCACAGACAAGUUAAAGGAGGCUGAGACUCGUGCAGAGUUCGCUGAGAGAUCAGUCGCCAAGCUCGAGAAGACCAUAGAUGACUUGGAGGACCAUCUAUACAAGCAGCUUGAGAAAAACCGUCUUCUGACCAAUGAACUGAGAGUAGUCCUAAAUGAGGCCUAAUCUGGAAAAGGAUCACUUAUGCUGGCAUUUUUUUAAACUGCAGAAUCCAGAAGCGUUGUGGAUUUAUUAGAUUAAGCAGACAAAUCUGCACGCGCUAAAGAAGAGGGCCUGAGGGUUAAGCAGAUGCUGGAUCAGACCCUACUGGAGAUGGUUAAUAUUUGACCCAGCUCUGUUCCUCUCCACUACCUGACUUUGUGUUCCGAUUGACCGGCUCCCACAAACUGCUGCUGUUGCUACAGUGGACAUGUGGGUCUGUGCUUAUUUGUACCUCUGGCAUUGUUAACUACAGGACACAAGCUCUGUAUGAAGUAGCAGAAAAAGCUUUGAGCUACAGCUCAGCUACAGUGUUUAUAUUGCACGUUCUGUUCAAAGUCCUGUUUAAGUUCACUGUUCCUGUCUAAUGGUUUACAUGUAUGUGUUUGGAAUUUGCACUUUUGGUGAAAAAACAAACUGCACAUGAUCCUCAUAAAUGAAGCCAUAAUUUAAGCCAAACCUGUAUAAAAGGGACUUUUAUUACAUGUACUUUUGUAAAAUCAUUUGUUAGUUUUCUUUCAUAUAAACUCUCAUUCAGUGUCUGAUCUUUUUCUUUCUGCAGUUUAAGGAUUUUCUUUUUUUUUUUUUUUUUUGCACAUGUGCUGUUCUGUGCCAGCUAUGUGAAGCAAGCACUUGUGUUGAGUACUGUUUCUAAUGUUUUCUCUUGCAAAAGCUAAUUUGAUUUUUUUCUGACCUUUUUAUCUUGGAAAUGUAUAAAUCAUUAAUAAAUGAUGGAAUGAAA